AUGCCCUCCCCACCCUCGCGCUGGUUCCAUCAUGGAACAGACCCUGGCACCAUCAUAACCCUCGAUCAACCCGUCCCUUCGCGAUGGAAGAUUCUAGAGAAGCUGAAUGAGCACGACUUCCAGGUUAGCGAAGAGAUGAGCAAACACUAUGGAUCCCAUUCUUUGGCCACGACUAAACUCCUAUGUUGCGAUCCAACAAACCCCACAAAGAAAGCCUUCAUACGAGUCUAUCUUCAGGUUCCUUAUCUGAAUACUGAAAUGAAAGAUCCGAAGACCAGAGCCCUCCAGGCCACAAAAUACACACCUCGAGAAUUGACCGCCUACCAGGAGUUCACUCGGAAUGGAUUCCGCAACGCACCAAAACUCCUAGGAUUCAAAAUCAGUACUCAGGAUAAGUCAGGGCUAGUCCCGAAGGGAUUUGCGAUCUGGCUAGCGUGGGAAGUGGUCCCAGGGUUGCGCCUUGGCGACAAGCAUGGGGAUGAUCCAUUCUGGACUUUAAUGCCCGUUGAGAGAGAAAAAGUCCGCAUGGCCUUCUUAAAGACUCUUCCCACGGUGCUAGAGAAAGGGUAUUCACCUGAUGCGCCUAGUCUUUCGAAUCUAGUCUGGCACAAGCAGACAGAGACCCUUUACUUCAUCGGGUACUUCUAUGGCAUUGAUGACGGACCUAAACGCCGGAGCAACAUAGAGGUCGGUCCGGAGUGGCUAGCGCACUACAAGCUCGCGAAACCUUCUUCGGACAAAUGGCUUAAAAAGGACUGGGAUGGGAAUACCACAGGCUGGGAAAUGUAG
Molecule: messenger RNA, 789 nt
Organism: Aspergillus thermomutatus
Lineage: Eukaryota; Fungi; Ascomycota; Eurotiomycetes; Eurotiales; Aspergillaceae
Exons: 3
Coding region: 1-789 (262 amino acids)
Source: RefSeq, a predicted model, not a curated record